This is a messenger RNA of Staurois parvus, 290 nucleotides long. Lineage: Eukaryota; Metazoa; Chordata; Amphibia; Anura; Ranidae. The record is from the annotation of a GenBank genome assembly.
GGUCAGAGACUGCAGACAUACUACAGGAGAUGGUCAGAGACUGCAGACAUACUGCAUGCAUUGGUCUGAGAGACUAUGAGCAUGCUACAGGAGAUGGUCAGGGACUAGUGAAGUACAUGCAACAGGAGAUGGUCAUAGACUGCAAACAUACUAGAGGAAAAGGUCAUAGACAUGCAGACAUACUACAGGGGAUGGUCAGAGACUACAGACUUUUGCAAGGAAAAUGGUCAAAAACUGUGUACAUGAUAUAUGAUUUGGUUUCAUGAGACCAUAGCUUCAGGAGAUAGUCA